Messenger RNA from Fulmarus glacialis (Northern fulmar), 1917 nucleotides. It is a transcript of the gene OGFR, whose product is annotated as opioid growth factor receptor. The transcript has 8 exons. The record is from RefSeq and is a predicted model, not a curated record. NCBI's taxonomy places the organism in Eukaryota, Metazoa, Chordata, Aves, Procellariiformes, Procellariidae. The annotation marks the transcript as partial. Gene Ontology annotation, molecular function: opioid growth factor receptor activity. Gene Ontology annotation, cellular component: membrane.
CCUAGAUGGUAUACUUUAUGGCUGAAGCUGCUAAUGUUUUUAUUCAAUACUGAGGAGCAAAGAUCAAAUUCGUCACCGCUGUCUCAGAGGGAUUUUCAGUUCUCAGGCAGGCGCAACUGGAAUGCCGCAAAAGACUUGCAGAGAUACAGACAUCGUUACCCGGGUUUGAUGGAAUCAGAAAAUGAGGAGGAAGAAGAGAUGUGGAACUUAAGCUUUUAUAAAAAUGAGAUUUGUUUUUUGCCCCAGGGUUUGCAUAUUGAAAUUCUGCUUGAAUCUUGGUGGGACAAUUAUGAAGUUCUGGAAGAAAACCAUUCUUACAUACAGUGGCUAUUCCCUUUACGUGAACAUGGAAUGAACUGGCGUGCCAAACCACUCACAUGUCAAGAAAUCCAGGCCUUUAAGAAGUCCAAGGAAGUUAUGCAAAGGUUUAUACGUGCUUAUCAGCUCAUGCUAAGAUUUUAUGGAAUCAUUCUGAUCAAUGAGGAAACUGGAGAACUUCAGAGAGCAGAGAAUUGGACUGAACGAUUUCAAAACUUGAACCGGUUUAGCCACAACAAUUUGCGGAUUACGCGCAUCCUGAAGUGCCUGGGGGAGAUGGGAUAUGAACACUAUCAAGUGCACUUGGUCAAGUUUUUCCUAACAGAAACUCUUGUUAAGGAGACGUUACCAAAUGUCAAGAGAAGUGCCUUGGAUUACUUCCUGUUCACCAUCAGAAGCAAGCGGAAGAGAAGAGAACUAGUCCACUAUGCUUGGCAACACUUCAAACCUCGAGGCAGCUUUGUAUGGGGACCGCACGACAAACUAUUGAAGUACAGAGCGUGCUCUACCAAGUCACAGCUGCCACAAAAGGCUGAAGAUAAACAGGAAACUCCUGGUAAAAAAUGUGAUGAUUCUGUGGAAGAGGAUCAGAGCCAGUCUCUAGAGGAAGAACAGAAAGCUGGAGAUGCUAUAGACUUGCAGCCUAAAGGGAAUGAUGAAGAUGUAAAAGAGAAGUUAAGUGAAUGCGUUUCGAAGGGAGGGGAUGGUGAAGAGGAGAAAGAGGCUUCAUUUAUCCAGCAGGAGGAGAAGGAUUUAAACAGUGAGACUGAAGAAGUGCAGGGUACGGCAGAGAAUGAUUGCACAAAGGAGAGCAAGAAGAGAAAACUGGAUGCAAAUAUGGCAGACGCUAAAAAGAGUGGACUGUUGAAAAACCCUACAGAUAUUGAAAACAUUUCCCGUAAUCUGGGAGAAUGUGCAAUUGAUGCAGAAAUCCCCUCCUCAGUUCCACUCUUACAAGCAGAAGAGGACCAGGAAGCACUGAAAGAAGACGAUGCAAGCACCAAAGACUCCACAGCGCCAGAGGUUGCUGAUGCAGCUGUAAAACGGAGGAAAGUUGAUAAAAGAACAUCGAGAAGCAAAACAUUCAACUUGGCCAUAAACCUGAACAUGGGCCCCUCUGCCUCUAGUGCCCAGUUAAGUCCAUCUGUUGCAAACACUGAGGCUGAAAAAGAAAAUGCCAGUGAGAAAAAUGCAACUGUGGAAGCAACAAGUGAGAAGGAUGGUGGUGAUACAAAUGGUGGGGCUGUGAGACCCCCGGUUGGUUCUAGGCUCCCCAAGACUGGCUGGACUUCUCCAAUAAGUGAUGGCUUGGAGUCAAGUGGAGAUCAAGUCACAGCAAGGAGUGAUGAGCACCACUGCAACUGCACACUCCUGAGAGGCAAAAGUGAGGUAGAUGGGGUAGAACAGCAUAAAAAGGCAGAAAAUGCAAGUGAAAAAGGGCAAGCAGAAGUCACAGGCAAGAAACAAGUUCCAGAGAGUCUUGAGCAGAGCAUAGCAUCCACUUGUCCUGAAGAACACAGUGCUGAGAUUGUGACACAAAAACCUGAAAGCUCUGAGCGUGCAGCAGAACCUGAUGAAGAGCAGGUAGCAGCAGAGUGA